AUGGAAGUCAACAAGCCUGGCAGAAAAGGAAGGCAAGGCAAACGUCAUGGCAGAAGAGCUAGAAUCUCAGGCCCACUUCAUUUGGAUAAGGAAUCGGAGGAUUUGGCUAAAGGUGAACCUUACUUGAGAGUCACUAACCUCCACCCGGACUUGACAGAGAAGGACUUGAAACAGCUUUUCAGUACUGUUGGUACUGUGAAGUUCGUCAAGCUUGAGUUAAAUACCAACGGCCAGUCUACAGGUAUUGCCUUUGUUGGAUUUGAACGUUCUCGUGAUUGUUCCUACGCUAUAGAAGAGUUUGAUGGACGUAGAGCAGCAGGACAGAUUAUCAGCGUGGAAAAUGCUGUUCCUUUGGCUGAAAGAAUAUUUGCUAUUCCACAGAAGUCCAAGAAGAAUAAGAGGGGAAGGGAGAAUAGUGAUAAGAGGUCUCGUCAGAAGAAGACUGCCGAGGAGUUGGACGAUGAGUUAACUAGGUAUAUGAACGGAGAGGGAGCUCCAACUGACAAUGACCCUCCUGCAGAUGCUCCGGAUGCCUCUGUGGAUGCCUCUGUGGAUGCUUCCGCAGAUGCUCCUCUUGCUGCUUCCCCCGCUACUGCUGAACCAUUUCCUGUUGCAAAUAAUGGAGAAAUGAACGUUGAUUAA
This is a messenger RNA of Brettanomyces nanus, 642 nucleotides long. RefSeq lists its product as uncharacterized. Gene Ontology annotation, cellular component: nucleus. The coding region runs from base 1 to 642 and encodes 213 amino acids. The record is from RefSeq and is a predicted model, not a curated record. NCBI's taxonomy places the organism in Eukaryota, Fungi, Ascomycota, Pichiomycetes, Pichiales, Pichiaceae. Gene Ontology annotation, biological process: mRNA export from nucleus. Gene Ontology annotation, molecular function: mRNA binding. The transcript is spliced from 2 exons.